This is a messenger RNA of Myripristis murdjan (pinecone soldierfish), 4876 nucleotides long. It is a transcript of the gene adamts14, whose product is annotated as ADAM metallopeptidase with thrombospondin type 1 motif, 14. Gene Ontology annotation, cellular component: extracellular matrix. Bases 29 to 3790 code for a protein of 1253 amino acids. The transcript has 22 exons. Gene Ontology annotation, molecular function: metalloendopeptidase activity. Lineage: Eukaryota; Metazoa; Chordata; Actinopteri; Holocentriformes; Holocentridae. The record is from RefSeq and is a predicted model, not a curated record. Gene Ontology annotation, biological process: extracellular matrix organization; proteolysis.
UGGCAGCUCUCGCACUAUAGCCCUCGCUAUGGAUUGUAUGUAUUUAUUGAUGUGCUUUUCACUCACUCUAUUAUUUUUGGAGCAUAAGCACGCUGCAGAAUCACAUGAAAAACUCUCUGGAAAGUUAAGUGAAUAUGGUCUUAUCGUGCCAUUCAGCACAGACUCCCAUGGCCGGUACAUUUCUCACGUGGUCUCUGCUGGAAGUGGAAGUAAAGGUGCUGCUGAUGCUGCUUCAUCCCCUGGCAGCAGGAGCCGGGUGGCCCGCAGCGCCCCCGAGACGCCCUCUGUCACCUCUGCCGCCUCUGCUCAGCACUUAUUUUUCAAUGUCACCGUGUUUGGGAAAGAACUGCAUCUCCGCCUCAGAGCCAACAGAAGGCUGGUGGCUCCGGGGGCUUUUGCGGAAUGGCAGGAGGACUUCGAGGAAAAGGCCAAAGAACACAUUCAUGGGGACUGUGUUUUCACUGGAGAUGUGACAGACAUGCCGGAGGCCUCGGUGGCCAUCAGCAAUUGUGAUGGGCUGGCAGGUCUAAUCCGGACUGAUAAUGGGGAGUUUUUCAUCGAGCCCCUAGAGAAGGGCCAGCAGGAUGUGGAAGUGAAGGGGCGUGUCCACGUGGUCUACCGCAGGUCAGCCAUCAAGCGGGAAACGGGCCAGAGAAGGGAGGACCUCCAUAAUGAAGUGGCUGACUUUGGGAUAGCAGACCUGCCUUCAGCUCUGGAUGUUGUUGAGCACAAACUGUCCGAGUCCGAGCGCAAACGGAGGCACGCCAAGAAAGACGACUACAACAUCGAAGUGCUGCUAGCUGUGGAUGACUCGGUGGUGCGCUUCCACGGCAAGGAGCAUGUGCAGAAUUAUGUGCUCACGCUCAUGAACAUAGUUGAUGAAAUCUACCACGAUGAAUCUUUGGGAACCAACAUCAAUAUUGUGCUUGUCCGUAUGAUAAUGGUCGGGUACCGUCAGUCUAUAAGCCUGAUUGAGCGUGGCAACCCAUCCCGCAGCCUGGAACAGGUGUGUCGAUGGGCCAACACGCAGCAGCGCCGCGACCCCGACCACGCUGAGUACCACGACCACGCCAUCUUCCUCACAAGGCAAGAUUUUGGUCCCGCAGGUAUGCAAGGUUAUGCUCCAGUGACGGGGAUGUGCCACCCACUGAGGAGCUGCACCCUGAACCACGAGGACGGCUUCUCCUCUGCCUUUGUGGUUGCUCAUGAAACCGGCCAUGUGUUAGGAAUGGAGCACGACGGCCAAGGGAAUCGGUGUGCAGAUGAGACCAGCAUGGGCAGUAUCAUGGCACCGCUGGUCCAAGCAGCUUUCCACCGCUACCACUGGUCACGUUGCAGCAAGCAGGAGCUCAAUCGAUACAUCCACUCCUAUGACUGCCUCCUGGAUGAUCCAUUCGAACACAAGUGGCCCAAGCUUCCUGAACUCCCUGGAAUCAAUUAUUCAAUGGACGAGCAGUGUCGCUUUGAUUUUGGAGUUGGCUACAAGAUGUGCACUGCUUUUCGAACUUAUGAUCCUUGCAAGCAGUUGUGGUGCAGCCACCCCGACAACCAGUACUUCUGUAAAACCAAGAAAGGACCUCCAGUGGAUGGAACUGAGUGCGCACCUGGAAAGUGGUGCUUCAAGGGCCACUGUAUCUGGAGAUCCAGCCAGGAGCCUCAGGGCCACGAUGGGAGCUGGGGCUCCUGGUCGAAGUUCGGCUCUUGUUCCAGGACCUGUGGAGGUGGAGUCCGCUCCCGCAGCAGACAGUGCAAUAAUCCUGCGCCUGCGUACGGCGGUCGAGAUUGUCCCGGCUCUGCUUUUGACUACCAGAUGUGCAACACAGAGGAGUGUGCCGGGCCUUACGAGGACUUCCGCGCUCAGCAGUGCGUCCAGAGGAGCAACAAAUACCACAAAAACAUCAAGCACACCUGGCUGCCGUAUGAGCACCCAGAUGAGUCCCACAAGUGUGAGCUGAGCUGUCAGUCCAAGGAGACUGGAGAGGUGGUGUUCAUGAACCAGGUGAUGCAUGAUGGGACGCGCUGCAGCUACACAGACCCUUUCAGUGUGUGUGCCCGAGGGGAGUGUCUGCAUGUGGGCUGCGACAAGGAGGUGGGCUCGUACAAGCAGGAGGACAAAUGCGGCGUGUGCGAGGGGGACAACUCCCACUGUCGCACCGUCAAGCUGACGCUCACCAAGACGCCCAAGAAACCAGGCAUGCUGAAAAUGUUUGACAUCCCAGUAGGUGCCCGCCACAUUGUUAUAGAAGAGAACGAAACAUCUCCUCACAUAAUUGCUGUUAAGAAUGUAGUCACUGGACACUUUAUAUUGAACGAAAAAAGUGAAGACGCUAAGUCGAGGACCUUAAUCGACAGCGGUUUACAGUGGGAGUAUUCCAACGACGGUGAAAAGGAGAGCUUGAAAACUGCUGGUCCUCUCCAUGAAGGCAUCGUAGUGCUGGUCAAUCCCCAAGAGGAGGAUGCUAAGAUCAGCUUGACAUAUAAAUACAUCAUCCAUGAGGACCUGUUACCACUCAUCACUAAUAAUAAUGUACUCCUGGCCGAGCUGGACACCUAUGAGUGGGCGCUGAAGAGCUGGUCACACUGCUCCAAGCCAUGUGGGGGAGGCAUACAGUACACUAAAUAUGGCUGCAGGAGGAAGAGCGACAGCCGUUUGGUGCAUCGCAACUUCUGUGAAACCAGCAAAAAACCCAAACCCAUCCGCAAACGCUGCAACGUCCAUGAGUGCAGCCCACCCACGUGGGUUGUGGAGGAGUGGAGCCCGUGCAGUAAGACAUGCGGGAAGCUCGGCUACCAGUCCAGAGUGGUGCAGUGCAUGCAGGCUCUCCACAACGGCACCAACAGGCCUGUGCACACGAAGCACUGCACCGAGCCCCGGCCUGAGAUGAGGAGGGCUUGUAACAACACCGUCUGCCCCACCCAGUGGAGGACAGGGGCGUGGUCCCAGUGCUCAGUGAGCUGUGGCGAGGGGAUUCAACAAAGGCAGGUGGUUUGCAAGGCCAGCGAUAACACCAUCACCGAGUGUGAGGGCGACAAGCCGGAAACAGUUCUAAUUUGCAAGCUAAGUCCUUGUCCAGGAGAGCCUCCGGCGUCUCCUCUCAACGCUGAAAGAACAGACAACUCCACAAUAAAAGAUGAAGCCGUACACCAAAGAGUUGCUGACAAUCCUGUCCACAAAAUCUCCUCAAAUGAACCAUGUCUGGGUGAUAAAUCAAUAUUCUGUCAAAUGGAAGUCCUAGCCCGCUACUGCUCCAUCCCUGGAUAUAAUAAGCUUUGCUGUGAGUCUUGCAACAAGAAAGAAGGUCUUGCCACAUUUGCCCCAGACCUCCAGAAGACUGCACUGGCCUCAGUGGAACCUGAGAUUACCACCCAGCAUCUCCACACCGCCGCGUCUGACACUCCCCUGCCCGCCACGACCAAGAGCCCGCCACAAACCACUAAAGCCAUCGGCAGACGGCCCCGCUCCACUGCCCAGGGACUGACCACCGCCUCCAUCUUCCCCACCAGCGCUGCUGCCACACAGAAGGAUUCUGCUGAAGCUUCGCCAUCCGCGGACACUGUUCUGCCCCAGGGUCCAACCAGUGGCUCGUCCCUCACAGUUGGGAAGGGAGACUCUGACCCGGGGCCACUUCUACCUCCAGGGCCGCCACGGCCAACAGCAGACUCCAGUGGAGGUGCCUCUAAAGAGCACAGCCCAAACAGCACUUUAGGCCCAGCUGCUGCCAGGUCAAGAAGGGACGCUUUAGGAUCCGAGAGGGACUCAAGUCACAGAACCCUGUCCGUUGAGACAUGAACAGUGAUUUAUCCUGUGAACGUGCUGCUCAGCGAUACGGUCCUGUUCAUCAGCUCAUCCUCGCAGCAUCUGAUGGACUCACAAUAUUGCUGCAGAAUUUAUUUUUAAGUUGUUUUUUGUUUCCAUGCCAGUGGACUUAGACCAGUGAUGGUUACCUCAGCAAAACUACAGAGCAAUCACUAUGCACUUGCACUGCAUUGCUCUGCCCUCUCUGCUUCAAAUAUGAAAUGGAAGAAGAAAAAAAAAAGUUGUUAAACAAAGGUGCUGUAAACUAAAAUGACUACAAGGUAUAUUAAAAAUGUGACGACUGCAUUGCUACAUUUAUGUUUUGAUCUGUGUACAGUUGUAAGCCUGUUUUUCAAGUGCAUUAGAACUACUAUUGAACUUGUGUUGUGAACAUGUGAGGCAUGGUCAAAAAUUCAGAAUUUGGGAGGGGAGAGGGGCAUCACAGGUCGAAGUGAUGUCACCACUCCUGGCAGGGAGCUCUGUAACAUCUCUGUCCCAGGUGCUUUUUUCAUUCAUGUAUUCCCCGAAAUGCAACUUACUGGUUAUUAUCCUCACUGGUCAAGAAUCAUGUCGUUUUGCAAGCCAACCCCACUGUAGCAUGCCCUUUGCCUUUGUGGAAGUCAGUCACAUAUGCUUUAAAAAAAAAAAAAAAAAAAAAAAAAAAAGAUUUAAGAAAAAUACAUCAUGAUAUUUUUUGUAACUGAUAUAUUUUUCAAAUAAUAUUGUAUAUAGUGUAAAUUUCAAGGUUAUGAAAAAAAAAAUUAACAACCAGCAAUGUAAUGGAAAGUAUUUUGCAGUUGAGAAACGCAGACAAUGCUGUAAGUCUACAGAGUGAUUGGUUGUUUCCAUUGUCAUACUGUUCAAGUCGGUGUUACUGACCAUUCCUGCAUUGCAGUUCAUAACAUCAUUAUGUGUAUUGUAUAGUUCUUGUAUAUACGUACAUGAAUGAAAGCUUUAAAUGUUAAUAUUUAUUGAAUUUUUAAAUGGUAUGGAGAAAAAAGUAAAAUACAUGUUUGAAAGAAAUGUAAUCCCUGUUAUUUCUCUCUUUGGCAUUCGUAAUUCACUCAGCUUUUAGAAUAU